AUGGGGUAUCGGGCAUCAGCAAAAAAGGCUCAGUUCUGUAAGAAGCUAGUCACCUACCUAGGGUAUCGGCUUCAGGACGGUCAGGGCUGGCUGACGGAGGGACGAAAACAGGCUGUAGCCCUGAUUCACCCACCCAAAAAUUCCAGGGAGGUGCAUGAGUUUCUGGGUAGUUCGGGGUUCUGCUGCCUCUGGAUUCCUGGCUUUGCAGAAUUAGCAGCCCCACUCUACCCUUUGACUAAAGUUAUGGCCCCCUUUGUAUGGAAAAAGGAGCACCAGGAGGCCUUUGACAAUAUCAAACGGGCCUUGUUGUCAGCACCUGCCCUGAGUCUCCCCAAUAUAAACAAGCCCUUCAUCCUCUAUGUGGGUGAAAGGGCAGGACUGGCAAAAGGAGUCCUAACACAGCAGCUUGGGCCAUGA
This is a messenger RNA of Mesocricetus auratus (golden hamster), 417 nucleotides long. RefSeq lists its product as uncharacterized. Bases 1 to 417 code for a protein of 138 amino acids. NCBI's taxonomy places the organism in Eukaryota, Metazoa, Chordata, Mammalia, Rodentia, Cricetidae. The record is from RefSeq and is a predicted model, not a curated record. The transcript has a single exon.